AUGGCGCCCUCCUCGACGGCCGCUCAGCGAAUCGAGGAAGCUCGGGCUCUUGCAAAGAGCGCCCCUUCCAAGGCUGAGAGUACCUACAAAGAGGCCCUGGCUCAAGGCCCGGGAUCAUCAGAAGCUUCAUCUCGUAACUACGAGAAUGCUCUGGUUGGAUUGGGGGAGUUGUAUCGAGAUGAGAAGAAACCCCAGGAGAUCGCGGAACUCAUCAAGACCAGCCGGGAUUCUUUCUCGUCAUUCGCCAAAGCAAAGACAGCCAAGCUAGUCCGUCAGCUUUUGGACUUGUUUAGCGAGAUCCCCAACACUCUUGAUAUUCAGAUCGCCGUCAUUCAGUCCUGCAUCGACUGGGCCAUCUCCGAGCGGCGGUCCUUCCUUCGACAGAACCUUCAGACCCGGCUGGUAGCCAUCUACAUGCAGAAGCAAUCCUACUAUGACGCCCUGAGCCUCAUCAAUCCCCUCCUGAGUGAGCUGAAGCGACUGGACGACAAGCUGAUGCUGGUCGAGGUGCAGCUACUGGAAUCGCGAGUGUAUCAUGCUUUGGGCAACCAGGCCAAGGCACGCGCGGCCUUGACGGCGUCUCGGACAUCGGCCGCCUCCAUCUACACGCCACCGAAUCUGCAAGCCGGCUUGGAUAUGCAGAGUGGCAUGCUGCAUGCGGAAGAGAAGGACUUCAACACCUCGUACUCCUACUUUAUAGAGGCGUUGGAGGGAUACAGCUCGCUGGAUGAAGGUGAGAAGGCGACUGCAGCGCUUCAGUACAUGCUGCUCUGUAAGAUCAUGUUGAACCUGGCGGAUGACGUGACGAGUUUGCUGGGCUCUAAGCAGGCCCAGAAAUACGCUAGCCCUCGGCUGGAGGCCAUGAAAGCGGUGGCGCGCGCCCACGCCAACCGAUCGCUGGAAGAGUACGAAAAGGCGCUCUCGGACUAUCGAUUUGAACUCGGCAGCGAUGCCUUUAUUCGGAACCACCUCCGCCGUCUCUACGAUGCUAUGUUGGAGCAGAAUCUGAUUAAGGUGAUCGAACCGUUUAGCCGGGUGGAACUGGACCAUAUCGCCAAGAUGGUCGGGCUGGACACGCAGCAGGUGGAGAGGAAGCUGUCACAGAUGAUCCUGGACAAGGUGAUCAUCGGGGUCUUGGACCAGGGCUCGGGAUGUUUGAUCGUCUACGACGAGACGGAGCGGGACCAGGCAUACGAUGCCGCGCUGGAGACCGUUGAGAAGCUAAGCAACGUGGUGGAGGAACUGUACACGAAUCAGGCAUCGCUUCUGGAGUGA
Messenger RNA from Aspergillus tanneri, 1275 nucleotides. RefSeq names its product proteasome regulatory particle lid subunit RPN6 (gene RPN6). The record is from RefSeq and is a predicted model, not a curated record. Gene Ontology annotation, molecular function: structural molecule activity. Bases 1 to 1275 code for a protein of 424 amino acids. Gene Ontology annotation, biological process: ubiquitin-dependent protein catabolic process. NCBI's taxonomy places the organism in Eukaryota, Fungi, Ascomycota, Eurotiomycetes, Eurotiales, Aspergillaceae. Gene Ontology annotation, cellular component: proteasome regulatory particle, lid subcomplex. The transcript is spliced from 2 exons.